AGGUAUAGAGAGACGCGGAACACGCAUACACAUGCACAAAAAAGCGUUGUUAACCUUAUAUCGGUAGCUUCGUCAUCGGCACGUUUUCUGUGCUCGUUCACUCAGUUUUUAGUCUGUUAUCGCUUUAGAGGUCGGUCGGACGUUUGUUUCUUGUAAUUAUUUUUCGGCCCGACUAAUUGUUUUUUCGUGUUCGUGUUUUUUUAUUUUCAAUUUUUCAUUUUUUUUCAAUUCAUUUUCGGGCUUUUUUUCCUUCUUUUUUUGUUUUUAAUUUUUGUGUUUGUGCUGUUUUUUUUUAAAUUGUAUUUUUCAAACGUGCGAAUAAUUUUAUCUUCAUCUUGUAUUUUUAAUUUUUCGUGCGGUAGUGAUAUUUUGUAUAUUUGUUAUAAUGAGCAUCGCAGCUUUAUUAGAAGCCGCCGAAUUUCUAGAAAGACGUGACCGAGAAGCCGAACACGGAUAUGCGAGCACUAGGCCCGUUUUAAUAAAUGAUCUCAGCAGCCGAAUAGAGACGAAGAGGCCAAAGACUAAGAAAACUCAGGGAACCAAUAGGUCUACUCACAAUGAGCUGGAAAAAAAUAGAAGAGCACACCUACGAGGAUGUAUGGAUAGUCUAAAGCAUCUUGUGCCAUUAGGACAUAACUCAGCCCGGCACACUACCCUAGGACUACUUAUUAAGGCUAAGAAUUUUAUUAAGAAUUUAGAAUUCCAAGAUAAGAGAUACGGUAUUCAAAAAGAAACGCUGAGACGAGAAGCAAGGUAUCUCAGGAGAAAGCUCGAUCAACUGCAGGUGAGCUGUAAUGCAGCAGCAGUCGCAGCCGGAUCGGCCGCCAUGAAGCGAAGAUCGAUAUCCGAAUGCUCGGCAUUAUCUUCAUCCUCUAGUACCGUUUCCUCUUCGUCCGUUUCUGCUUCGUCAAGUUCUUCGUAUUUGUCAAUUUCUUCUGGGAACAAUUCGUCGCUCUCAUCUAAUUCUGAAUCAGAUGAAAUCGACAAUAUUGGAGGAUACUUUACUCAUAGUAGUGAGGAUUCGGAGGAUGCGUUCAGUACCGAAGGGGAUAAUAGUACGUUCGAUUGGGGAGAUAAUUAUAUUCUUCGGCCGAGACCAAGAGUAAGACCAAAUACUCGAGUUUCGGUGUCGUCGAUGCAGAUCACUUUAUCCGAGAUGGAUAUUUAAUGGUCAUUUGGAACGGAGCCGGAUCCUUGUGUUGUUGGCAUUAUUAUUAAUAAAAUUCCAAAAAAAAAAGCUAUCUUAUAGUAAUCAUACAGAAACCUAUUGGAAUUGUAAAACUUGUUUUGGAUCAUCGUAUGUUUGUUUAUCUCGACUAAAGAUUCGUUUUUUCUAAAAAUCAUUCAACGCACAAGAAAAAUUGACAUCUACAUCGUGUUUUUUCAUUUAUUUAUUUUUAGUUUUUUGUUUUUACUUGUUUUUUUUUCUCCUUCUUCUGUUUUUAUACAUGAAAAUCGUUUGAUAAACGAAUGCGAAUUUUUUUCAUGUGAUACAAUUAAUUGUUAAUAAUCUACGUGACGUGAAUUUCGAAAGUAAAAAUGUCAAAAGAGUAAUUCGAUCAGCAUAAAAUUACUAAAUAUUUUGUAAUAUUACUUUAUCGUGCCAAUUUUUUAAAAAUUGUUAAUCUAAUAGCGAACUUUUUGUGCUUAUCGUGUCCUCUAUAAUACAUUUAUAAUAUCUAUACUAUGACGCCCUUCGAGGCAACUGGUAAAAUUUUGCCUGCGGUAACGUACAAAUUUUUUUAAAUUUUUUUUUUUGCGCAAAUAAGAGUAAAUAAUAUAAUAAGCUUAUACUAUUUAAUAUACAGUUUUAUGUGUGUAAGGAAGUUGCAUUUCUUCGAUCGUUUACGUUUUGUUGUGUAAUUAGUUGAGAUAUUUGUUGAUAAGAGAGGAAUUCAAUCAAAAAAAAAAAAAAAACAAAUGUAUAAGCACUUGCAUUGUGUAAAAUUGUUAUUAUAUAUUUUCCCCUUCUUUGUGUUUAAUAUAUAAAUAUAAUAUAUUUAUUGUGAAAUAAUAAAAGAAUUUUACGUUAAAAUUCUCUAAACUUUUUUUUUUAAUAAAAAAAGACAUUUCGACAUGUACCAAAAAUGCGAGAUUAUUGUUUCGUGUACAAAGAUUAACGCGUGGAAACCUGUUCGAGGUUUUUAUAUAAUAUUAAGUUAUAAUAUUGUUCCAAUUUUGUUUGUCGCUUUUGUGUAAUUAAUUACGAUGUUAAUUUUUUUCUCCUUUUUGUGAAUUUUUUUUCUUUUUUUUUCAAAACACCGCUUUCGUUUGUACCUACGUUAUAAUAUACCUACCUACCUAUAUUUUAAAAGAGUUAGAAUUUUUAUGAAGGAAUAUUGUCAGCUUUUAUGUUAGUCGGAAUUCGUUUUUUAUUUAAAAAUAAUGACGAAUUUAUUGUUAUUUAUUUUUAAUUGCGAAUGAACUGAUAGCGUUAUUUGUUUAUUUUUACGUAAAAAAAAAAUGUAUGAGUCAUCGAGAGAGCGAUGCUGAAAAGAGAGUGAGUUUUCGUUGAGUGCAUAUAGGAAUUUGUACGUACAGUGGAGCAGUAUAAGAAGAGGAGGAGGGGUUGAGAAAAUAAUGAAGUUGAGACGAAGACGGUGUUUUGAGAGGAAGAACUGCUGAAAAAAGCUAAUUAGUCUCAAUUUUGCUUGGUAUUUUAAUGUCGGUGAGUUUUUAGUUUCAUGUGAUCCGAUUACGGAUCCACUUGGUAUUUGAGAUUAAUAACGAGGGGAGAGGGGAGGGAGAAUGAUGGCGUUGAAAUGGAGUAUUUUGGACUUUGGUACCUACCUUCUUUUUGGUUUUUUCGUUGAUUUACUUUCUAUGGCAUGAUGAUGAAAUGCAAAGUUAUUUAUUCUGCUACAAGCGGAUAUUUAUGGCUUAAAUUUUAUCAAAAAAUUGUAAAUUUGGGUUCAAAUCUUAUUACCAGUAUUUUAUCAAAUUUACCUUUUCGUUUUCAAAAGUAUGAAAAAAUGUAAAAAAAAAGUGUUUUUCGAAGAACGAAUUUGCAAAUCUUUUUGGGACAAAUACGAUGAAAAAAUGUGAUAAAAAAGUCGUUGAAAACGUUCAAAAGAGGUUGAAAAUUUUGAAAAACAAUCAUUCGAUAUAUUCAGGAUCAGGUUUUUGAUUUUUCUCAAAGUCGAUAUUCCUUAUCUAAAAUGUAUCGAAUUUUUGCAAAAUUCAACGGUAAUUACCGUAAAAUUUUGUUGAAAUGAUUCAAGAUUUUGAUUUGAGUUUACUCGCCGAGAUCCUCUGAAAAAAAAAAACUCCUAAAGGUAAUGACAAUGAGUUUUUGGGAAAGUUACAAUCAAUUCUACGUUGCCUUCUUUUAUUAGUUGUUACGGUAAAUUGGUUCAAAAUACGACAAAUUACCGUAAAGUUUGGUAAAAUACUGUAAAUUAAAUUUGGUAAAAUACGGUAAAAUUUAGUAAAAAUAUAGUAAAUUACAGUAAAAUUUUGAUAAAAUACGGUAAAUUGCCGUAAAAUUUGGUAAAAUACGGUAAAUUACCGUGAAAUUUGGUAAAAUACGGUAAAUUACCGUGAAAUUUGGUAAAAUACGGUAAAUUACUGUAAACGUUGGUAAAAUACGGUAAAUUACCGUAACAUUUGGAAGAAUUUGGUAAAAUACAGUAAAUUAUCAUCAAAUUGGGUAAAUUACUGUAAAAUUUGGUAAAAUACCGUAAAUUAUUGUAAAUUACUGUAAAAUUUGAUAGAAUACAACUAAUUUCAAAAAUUUGAUGAAACACUGCAAAUUUGCCAUAAAAUUUUGUAAAAUAUGAAUUACUGCUGAAUUUGGUCAGAUGGUCACUGUAGUUCAUUACAGUAAAAUUUGGUGAAACAGGGUAAAUUACAGUAAAUUUUGGUAAAAUACAGUAAAUUACCAAAAAAAUUUGCAAGACACAAUUUUUUGUAAAAUUUGGAUAAAAUACAAUAAGUUACAAAAAAUUGUUCAACACAGUAAAUGAAAGUAAAAUUGGGGGGGGGGGGUAAAUUAUAGUAAAUUUGGGUAAAAUACCAUGAGAAUUACCAAAAAAUUUGCAAAGUAGAAAUUUCUGUUAAAUUUUCUCAAAUAAUGUAAAAUUUGGCCAACGCAGUAAAAUUUGGUAACAGAGGGUAAAUUACAGUAUAGUUUGGUAAAAUGAAGUACUAAUGACCAAAAAAAUUGCAGAACUCAAAUUGCUGUAAAAUUUGGUAAAAUACAGUAAAAUACAGAAAGUUUUAGUAAAAUAUGGUAAAUUACCAAAAAAAAAUUACAGAAUAGGUACAAAUCGCAGUAAAAUUUGGCUUAAAUAAUGGUAAAUUACUGUAAAAUGUGGUAAAAAUUGGGUAAAUUACGGUAAAUUUCUGGUAAAAUACAGUAAAUUGCCAAAAAAUUGCAAAAUACAAAUCACUGUCAAUUUUGGGUCAAAUAAGCUUGGUACAGUAAAUUACUGUAAUAUUUGGUAAAAUAGAGUAAAUUAUGGUAAACUUUUGGUAAAAAACAGUAAAUUACAAAAAAAUUGCAAAAUACAAAUCGCUGUCAAUUUUGGGCCAGAUAAGCUAGGUAAAGUAAAUAACAGUAAUAUUUGGUAAAAUAGGGUAAUUACCGUAAAUUUUUGGUAAAAAACAGUAAAUUACCAAAAAAUUGGCAGAAUAGAAUACAAAUUACUGUAAAGCAGUGUUGAAAGAACGCGAAAAAAAUUUCCACGUUCUUGUUCUUUGAUCUUGUUCUUGAUGUAUCAGAAGCGUUCUUGAUCUUGUUUUUGUUCUUUGUUAUCAAAUUAUGUUCUUGUUUUUGUUCUUGUUCUUUCAAAUUUUUGCACCACAGUUUCGUUCUUGUUCUUGUUCUUUACUACCAAGAACGCCCGUUCUUGGUUGUUUUUAUUUUUGUUCUUGUUGAGUUCUUUCCUGGCGUUCUUGCGUUCUUUCACUAGCGUUUUUCACUAGCGUUCUUGCUGGUUUCAAAUCUGCUGACAAUUUUAUCAAUAUUUUGCAAAAAUUACACCCUUUUUUUAUGAUUUUCUCACAAAUUACAAAAUUUUUUGCAUAAAUUUCCAUAGAAGUUCGUAGCUAUGACAAUGGUUUAAGAAAAAAAUGAAAGAACAUUCAAGAAUAAGAACGAAGAACAAAGAACAGAUCAAGAAGAAAGAACAUGGGAAGUUUUCCCGUUCUUGUUCCUGUUCUUGUUCUUGAGGAGAUUUUGAUUCUGUUCUUGCUCUUGUUCUUGUUCUUUCAAAAAUUGGUUUUGCGGUUUUGUUCUUGUUCUUGUUCUUGAAAAAAUUUGAAUUUUGUUUUCGUUCUUGUUCUUGUUCUUCAAAAAAUGUUCCGUUCUUUUAAAUUUUGUUCCGUUCUUGUGCUGUUCUUUCAACACUGCUGUAAAGUUGGACUUCAAUACAAAUACGGUAAAUUACUGUAAAAUUAGGUAAAUCAGGGUAAAUUACAGUAAAUUUUGAUAACAUACAGAAAAAUACUAAAAAAAAUUGUAAAAUACAAAUCGCUGUUGAGUUUGUGUUGAAUACGGUGAAUUACUUACUGUAAAAUUUGGUAAAAUACAGUAAAUUGCCAGAAAAUUUCCAAAAUACAAAUUUCUGUUAAAUUUUUGGUUAUCUACAUAAUGGUAUAAUAUAGAAAUUACUCUGAAAUACAAAUCAUUACAAAAUUUGGCCGAUUCAUAUGGUAAAUGUUUGUAAAACUUGGUAAAGCAUAGUAAAUUACUGUAAAAUUUGAUAAAAUAAUAUGGCAAAUUAUUUACCAUAAAAGUAAAAUAUGGUAAAUCACCAUAAAUUUGGAAAAAUAUGGUAAAUUACCAUAAAUUUGGUAAAAUAUGGUAAAUUACCGUAAAUUUGGUAAAAUAUGGUAAAUUACCAUAAAUUUGGUGAAAUACGGUAAAUUAACAUAAAUUUGAUAAAUAUGGCAAAUUAACAUAAAUUUGGUAAAAUAUGGUAAAUGACUAUGAAUUUGGUAAAAUAUGGUAAAUUACCAUAAAUUUAGUAAAAUAUGAAUUUUUGUAGAUGUUGGUCAAAACAUGUAAAUUACCAUAAAAUUUUAGAAAAAAAUGUUUGUCCCACUUUGGCAUAACUUUUUUUGAGCACAUCUGAAUUGAAACGAAAUUGUGAUGAAUAUUUUCACUUCUAUUUACGGUAAAUACCAAAUAUGACCGUAAAAACGGUAAAUUACUGUGUAUUUUUGUGAAUUACAAUUAAAGAUCUUGCUUUGUGGUUGAAAAUAUGUCCAUAUGUCCAAACAGCAAAAAUUAUACCUUAGAUAGAAGAACUUUACAGUGCAAUAUUUUUGGGAAAAUCUUCUGAAUGUGACAAAUUUUGUAGAAAAAAUUGAAACCGAAUUCAAAUUAACGAAUAUCUGAAUAAAAAUUGAGCACAGGUAUGUACCUAGAUAGCGCCAUCAAUUUUCAACAUAGGCAAAACAUGAACAUAACUUUUUUAUGUAGAACGUGCAGCUGUUUUUUACCUGAAAGUAAAACUGAAGACUCUGAAGCAUUUUCAAGAUCUGGAUCAUAACAUCUUAAUGAAAAUUUAAAUUGGAAUAAAAUUUAAAAAGGGUUUUUUUGAUGCUUUUUUUGAAGCAUUGGCGAAAUUUUGAAAAUUUUGAACCAAAUAUCCCCUGCAAUUCUCAGUGUCGGCUAAUCAUCGUACACCUGUGUUGUUUGGGUUGCUGUAUUGAAGGCAGAUUAUUUGAUAUCUCAAAUAGAACACCCAGUAUUAUCAUUUAAUCUUCUCCUUUUGAUCUGAAACUGAAAUAUUUCACCCAGUAUUAUCAUUUAAUCUUCUCCUUUUGAUCUGAAACUGAAAUAUUUCACCUUCUCCUCUCCCCUCUUCUUCUCUACAGAAUAAAUUUAACCCCUUUUCCCUUCCAAUCACCCUUCAUAAUUUCCUAUUUUCAUUUUCGAGUAAUUUUUUUUUAUCCAUUGAGUUUUACUACAACCAAUAAUUGAAAAAUUUGGAGACAUUUAUAAUUCACCUUGUGUGGUAUCCGAAAGUACAUAUUACUUUUACUUUCUAUGGGAGAAAUAAUAAUUAUACGGUGCUCGUUGCGUCAAAAAUAGAGUCAAUUACGUUGACAGUGAAAUAAUUAGAAACCGUCGUGUUUGGUUUUAUUUGUUAUACAUAUAAAUAGAUACGAAUCGAUGUCAUUUUCGGAUCCAUACCUAUACGUAUGUAUCUUGUUCAUCCCAUUAAGUGAUCGGGUUGUUCAACACGCGAAGAAUAAGAUUUCGCGCGAUAAUUAAAACGUCAAAAUACGAAGAGAAAAAAAUUGAUAUGGUAUGAAACUAUUGGGAAAUUUCCGAGUGGAAAUUUUCGUCGACGAAUUACUAAAAACUGAAAAAGAACGAGAGAGUCUACUCAACGAUCUUGGCAAGUUUAAAUUAAUUUGUAAGUUCAUUUCGGCGAUUACCAUAACUGAUUGUGAUCAUUAAACAAUAAAUUUUUAAUUUACAAUUAUAGGUAUGUAUAAUUUAUAUAAAGUUUAGCGGAUAUACCAAUGUGUUUGUAAGGUAUUGAUAAUAUUCCAUCGAGCUCGUGUAUAAAAUUGCUAACUUCCUAGAUCACAUCGAGUACACGUUUGCGUUUGCGAAGCACGAUAGUGUGAUCAAUAAAAUUCUAACUCUUUGCAUAUUAUACAUUAAAAUAAUACUACAUAAAUACCAUUUGUGUAUAUAAAUUCUAAGAUGAUACAGGAUUAAGUACAAAUUUUUUAAGUAGGUAUCUUUUGUUCGAAAUAUUGAUUUUUUUUCCUUUUUUUUUUUCUCUCUCUCGUUCAUACUAUAAAUACAAAAUUUCUUAGGUACGUAUUUUUUAAGAGAGCAAGUGAUUCGCAAAUAAGUGUUAAGUUUUACAGGUUUUUUUGUU
Planococcus citri (citrus mealybug) is the source of this 7847-nucleotide messenger RNA. Its product is annotated as max dimerization protein 3-like. The record is from RefSeq and is a predicted model, not a curated record. The transcript has 7 exons. Gene Ontology annotation, biological process: regulation of transcription by RNA polymerase II. Lineage: Eukaryota; Metazoa; Arthropoda; Insecta; Hemiptera; Pseudococcidae. Gene Ontology annotation, molecular function: protein dimerization activity; DNA-binding transcription factor activity, RNA polymerase II-specific; zinc ion binding. The coding region runs from base 386 to 1168 and encodes 260 amino acids.